GCCGGGCGAAGGAGCAGGAAGAGGAGCCGGGCGCAGGCGCGGGCGGGCUCGCGCUCGACAUGGAGGUCGACGUCGGCGGAGACCCCAGGACGGCCGUCCCGGCCCUCCCCUUCCCGGGGGCCGAGGCCGGCGCCCCCGGCAAGACGGAAGCGGAGAGGCCCCGCUGCUCCAGCACCCCGUGCUCCCCGAUUCGGCGGACUGUGUCGGGCUACCAGAUCCUCCACAUGGAUUCCAACUACUUGGUGGGCUUCACCACGGGGGAGGAGCUCUUGAAGUUAGCUCAGAAGUGCUCGGGCGGGGAAGAGAACAAGGGGGAAGGCCUGGCCCCGCUGCGCUCCAAGCCGCUGGACGCGGGCCUGGCCCGCUCCUCCCGCCUCUUCAAGACCCGUGGCAGGUACUACCAGCCCUACGAGAUCCCCACGCUCAACGGCCGGCGGCGCCGCCGCAUGCCCAGCUCGGGGGAGAAGUGCACCAAGUCCUUACCCUACGAACCUUACAAGGCCCUCCACGGGCCUCUGCCCCUCUGCCUGUUUAAGGGCAAGAGGGCUCACUCCAAAUCCCUGGACUACCUCAACUUAGACAAAAUGAGCAUCCAGGAACCCGCCGACACGGAAGUGCUCCAGUACCAACUUCAGCACCUCACUCUCAGAGGGGACCGGAUGUUCGCCAGGAACAACACAUGAACGGCGGCUGGGCCGCUUCUGGCCAAACUCCCUCUGGCUUCCCGGACCCCCUCGGGCCACACGUACUGUCUGCGCGCAGGACUAGCCCCGACCUGGGCGGGGGGCCGGGUGGGGGGGGAAGACGACGACACGGAGGAGCCGAGGGUUCCUUGGACGCCCCGGGCCCCUCGCUCAGAGCUUUGAACCCACUGAGGGGCGAGGGGGUCUGGGGGAAGAAUUCUCAAGCCCGAAGCCACCCGAGGGACUCUCAACGGGUGGACUUGAUUUGCGGGGAGGGGGGGCGAUUCUAGAAAGGCAGAGGAGGCUUUGGCACGUGAAUCCGGAUGGGGAUUUGCCACACCGAUGGGAGAUAGGGUUUGCGGGGUAGCCGCUCAAGGGGUGGGGCAUUGGGAAGGUUGCCCUCCGAUAAGCACUCGAGAACUUGUGUCUGUAACUUACUCUAAAAUAAUAUAUGUAUGGUAACGUGUUGCUUCAUGAAAUUGAGAAACCUGCACAUGGCGGAAAUGGAAUACUUAAAAAAAAAAAAAUCCCGUGGGAAUGUUCUGUCAUGAGUUUUUUAUACUAGCAGGUAAAAAAAACAAAAAAGAUACGAUUCAGGUUGGCAGUGUUUGUUCACCUCCGAGCAAUCGCUGAAUUAAGCAUUUAUAUUUUCCUCAGAAGAUGAUGAUCUUCUCCUGUAAAGUGGUUCUUUAAGUAAGUUGGGGUUAAUAGCAGUGUGACGGAUCUCUGGCUAAAACACCGUUUGGGAGAUACCCUCCGGGAGUUCCCGGCCCAUCUCUCCUUUGAGAUUUGCACUCGAGGGGAAUAAUUCUCCUGAGUCUCGACUCUCAUUUAAAAUUUACCUGGAACAGCGUGAGAGAAGGGAAGUCGUUGCUUCCGGGCCAGAGUUUAGGAUCUGAAGUAACAGUGGAGCUUCGAGAAGGAAACUCAUGGUUUCUAUUACUGAAUAUUUAAAUUAACCAUAAAGUGAUACCUCUCAGCAUGGCAUCGGAACAUUCUAAUUUUAGUUGUUUGCAGCACAGAAUACCUACCGAAAACUUAGCUUCUAGAAUUAGUUUGAAAGUGUCUACUGCUUGCGCCGCCUUAACGGGCUAGUUCUGAAUGAACAGUUUAUGUCGAAUGCACUGGUUUCAUUUGUUGCCGAAGAAAGCGACAUCCGAGCACUGAUAACCCGCAGUCCAAACACAGGGAUAUGUUUUGGAGGGGAAAAAAAAAGUCACUUUUGUAAAACCUUUCUAUUUCUUUUUCCUCUGAAAGAUUCGAUUUAUACGGAUGUGGAAUUGGGGGGCAACCGGGAACACUACUGGCCUUUUGCAUCACCGGGGGAGGCGGUGAAUUAUUCAGGUGCUUGGAAUUGUGGUUAUGGAAAAGAAAAGGCUUCUGUCUGAUAACUUAGGCCUUCCCGCUCCCAGGGAGACUCUGCCCUCACCAGAAAAAGAUAGCGUGUUCCACUGGGUAGCGGGUGCGGCGCGUCACAAGGAAGAGCGUGGCUGCCGUUACUGAGCUCACUGCUGGGCUGGUUCAAGUAAAGAGAGUGGGGAGGUGUUGGCCACCAGCCUAGGGUGGGUGUGUGGUGGGGGGCCUGUGGGGGUAUACUGGAAUCUUUUUCAGCUGUUGUAUAUUUUAAAGUAAACUGCACCUUUCUAACUUAUUGUACUGAAGAAUCUUACGAUAAACUAUUCCUAUAGAGUCAGCGGUUGGAUGAGAAAUAGAAUUACUGUCAGAUGCCAAAGAGAGAUAGGAGUCUACGUUUAGUGAUUUAAACCCCAUUAUUUAUUGAUGAGCUACCCUGUGGAACUGUAUCAUUUCCGGCUACGAAAUAAAGAGGUGAUGUAAGCGUA
This is a messenger RNA of Ornithorhynchus anatinus (platypus), 2524 nucleotides long. RefSeq names its product macrophage immunometabolism regulator (gene MACIR). Lineage: Eukaryota; Metazoa; Chordata; Mammalia; Monotremata; Ornithorhynchidae. The record is from RefSeq and is a predicted model, not a curated record. The coding region runs from base 60 to 683 and encodes 207 amino acids. Gene Ontology annotation, biological process: negative regulation of fibroblast migration; negative regulation of cytokine production involved in inflammatory response. The transcript is spliced from 2 exons.